AAAAACUUUAAACAAAGAUAUCCUUCACUUCUGGAUCCAACAAAAGCCAAGAUAGAGAUCGGAGUGACCCCUAAAAUAAGGACUGAACAGACGGCCGACGCUUUCCUACAAGGAAUCAAAGAAACAGUAAUUAAACAGAAGUCUGGGGCAGAAGACAGUGGUAUUGAAAGCGAUGAAUCUUCUAGUGAUGAGAGCGAAGAACAGGGCGUAAGACUAGAGAAACCAAAACUCGUGAAGGAGUUACGGAUAAGCAGUUCAAUGCAGAGUCUCAUCAAAAGGGUUAACAAAAGGCUGGGGUUCGGAGUUGACAAUGAAUUGGACGCCAAACAGCUCCGACAUAUAGUGAGGGCCUGUUAUUUCGAAUUCGCCCUCUUUGGACAAAACAGCGGCUGGUGUUCAGUACUCGGCGACGAAGAGAUUCGUAUUCUUGAAUACUUGGAUGACAUCGAAGAUUAUUACGAAGACGCCUAUGGUCGUGAUAUCAAUGGUAAACAGACGUGUCCUCUAAUUGGAGACCUUUUUGCUAAAGUGAAGCAAUCGGUUGAUAAACCAAAAGAAUUAAAAACUCAUCUUCAGUUCACUCACGCGGGUGUUAUGAAGCGAUUGUACUCCGGUUUAGGCCUUUUUGAUCACUUAAGUAAUGAAAUGGACAGUAAGACACUAGCAUUCAUCAAAUCUGAUGAAUCCGUUUGUUUGGGUGACAACCGAAAGUGGAAGUCAUCACUAAUUUGUCCGUUUUCUGCCAAUUUUGCGGCCAUUCUUUACAAAUGUAAAGAUAGUAAAAGUGAUGACAAAAAGUAUGGAAAAUACAAAUUAUUGACUCUGGUUCAGGAAAAGCCAGUCAUAAUAAAGGGUUGCGAUUCGUACCUGUGCUCUGUCGACAAAUUCAUUGAAUCAUUUCAACAAAUGACAUCCAAUUGUGAUCUCAAAGAGAUUUGCAGGAUAUAAUUAUUAUUUUUAACAUUUAAAUGCUUUUAUCGAAUAACUUUUAUAUUUAAUUAUUUUUUAAUUUGUAACUCAAAUGUUUUAUUGUAGAAUAAUUUUAUCUAAUAAUAUAUAUAACUACCGGUG
Messenger RNA from Oppiella nova, 1071 nucleotides. Lineage: Eukaryota; Metazoa; Arthropoda; Arachnida; Sarcoptiformes; Oppiidae. The record is from the annotation of a GenBank genome assembly.